Clupea harengus (Atlantic herring) is the source of this 16308-nucleotide messenger RNA. It is a transcript of the gene sacs, whose product is annotated as sacsin molecular chaperone. The record is from RefSeq and is a predicted model, not a curated record. Lineage: Eukaryota; Metazoa; Chordata; Actinopteri; Clupeiformes; Clupeidae. Gene Ontology annotation, molecular function: Hsp70 protein binding.
UGGACGGGGGUGUUGUGUGCGCAUAACUCUACUCGGCUGCAGCUUUAAGACAGCAUGCAUGCCGCGAUGAUGCCCGCAGUCCUGAACUUGUUCUGAGGUGCUGAGAACGCGUCAAUUCAUCAAUCAUAAUUACAUUUUUGACCUGUUAGACUCAAGCAGGCUUUACACUCAACGCACAUUUCACGUUUGAAGCUCCCGGAAGCACAGGCUCUACUCUAAUACCAAGGGGUGUCGCAUGAUCCACAAGGUGGGAAGGGGGAGCAAGGAGAACGGCCCGCACUUUGGCAGAGGGAUGCCGCGCCAGAGACGCAGGCAACGGAACAGGCAAAUCAUCUGAAUCACCGCUGGCUGGACUUCUUUCAGAGGAGUGCCAAAAAACACAUGACUGAAUAUACAGCGGAUAACUUACAAAGCCGCAGCAGUACAUUGUGGGAGGCGGGUCUUGGAGGAAAAUACUUUCAAAUAAAGCCUAUUACAGCAGUACCAUGGGCUGAUUCUCGUAGAUCCGAAGGAGUUGAAUAACAAAACAAACACAAAUGAAGAGGAACAGGACCCGGUAGCAUUCUAGCAGAUAACGGUUUGCAUGGUGCACUAGACAGCUGAUUUUUCGGGUGGAGAGUGCCUGCGUUUUAUGCAGUUGAAACCACACGAAUGAAUGCUGUACUUGGAUACAUAGGGAGAUAGCGGCUGAGGAGCCAUGGCAGCCAGUGGAGAUCUUUGGUUGCCACGGGUGACAGUAUGUCACGAGUACCUGGGCAGCAGGGUCUUCCGAGUGCCUGGGGCCACAGCCGUGGGCCACAUCAAGGAGCUGGUCACCGAGGAGACGGGCCUGCCUGUGUCGGAGCAGCGCCUGCUGCAGGACGGGCGGCCGCUUCGUGAUGGAGUUUUAGUGGGAGAUCUGGUGUCUGCAGGAUGUCCGGACGUAUCUCUUACGCUGACAGGAAGUGGGCUGAAGGGUGGGGGGAGGUUUGGCCAGUCUACUCCUCCCCUGGUGGAGUUCCUGAAGGAUAUUCUUAGACGGUACCCAGAAGGAGGUCAGAUUUUGAAAGAGCUGAUUCAGAAUGCAGAGGAUGCUGGAGCUACGGAGGUCAGGUUCAUGUACGACGAGACGGAGUAUGGGGUGGAGUCGCUAUGGUCACCAGAUAUGGCGCAGUAUCAAGGAACGGCUUUGUAUGUGUACAACGAUGCAGUGUUUACGGAAGAGGACUGGCAUGGCAUUCAGGAGAUUGCGAGGAGCAGGAAAAGAGAGGAUCCAUUGAAAGUUGGACGGUUUGGCAUAGGGUUCAACUCUGUAUACCACAUAACAGAUGUCCCAAGCAUCUUCAGCGGAGAUCAGAUCGGCAUGUUGGACCCUCACCAGACCUUGUUUGGAGCCCAUGAGACCGGCCAGUGCUGGAACCUGAAGUCGGACAUAAAGGAGAUCACGGAGCUGAACGACCAGUUCGCUCCUUACUUCGGCUUAUUCGGGAGCGCGGAGAAGACACUCCAGGACGGCAACUUCCCGGGAACGCUCUUCCGCUUCCCGCUCCGGGUCAAGCCCACGCAGCUCAACAGCAAUGUCUACAACAAGGAGAAGGUUCUGGAGCUGUUUGAGUCGUUUAAGGCCGACGUGGACACGGUGCUGCUGUUCCUCAAGAGCGUGCGGAAGGUGUCGCUGCACGUGCGGGAGCCUGACGGCACGGAGAGGACGCUCUUCCAGGUCACGUCAGAUGAGGAGGACGCGGACAUGAAGCUGGAGCGGCCCAACUCGCUGAAGACCCUCGGCCAUGCCAUAGACAGGUACAGCAACGGCGUCCUGAGCGACGAGGUCACCUGCGCCACCUACCAGGUGGACAUCCAGGUGCAGGACCAUUCGGCGCAGGAGACGCAGAGCACCAGCUGGUUGGUGUGCAACGGGGUCGGAGGUCGCGGCAUGUGCGCCGACCUCGACUCGCUGGCCGACGACCUCAAGUUCAACCCCACCAUUGGCAUCGCUCUGCCGCUCACGCCCACCACCGAUGAAGACGAGGAGGAAGGUGCGGCGUCCAGCUUCGAAGGAAGGGCCUUCUGCUUCCUGCCCCUGCCGCUGGGGGACGAGAGCCUGACGGGGCUGCCGGUGCACGUCAGCGGCUUCUUCGGCCUCACCGACAACCGCCGGAGCAUCAAGUGGCGGGAGGUGGACCAGUGGCGCGACCCGGCUGCGCUGUGGAACGAGCUGCUCAUCGUGACCGUCAUUCCGCGCGCCUACUUCGCCCUCAUCACGGAGGCCGCGCGCAGGAUCCAGGCCAGGAAGGACCAGGACUUCCCGCUGUCGCCGCGCGGCACCUACGCGGCGUGGCCGGACCCGGCGAGGACGCGCUUGCGCUGGAAGCCCAUUCUUGAGCCGCUGUACCGCGACCUGCUCCAGCAGCCGGUGAUCUACUCGCUGGGCCAGAGCUGGGUGCGGCCGGACGAGGCCGUCUUCUCCGAGCUGGACCCCGAGGACGACUGGACGACCACCGUCACCAAAUACCUCCAGAGCUCAGGGAUGCACCUGGCCCAGGUGCCCGCCACCGUGGACUCCGUCCUGACCGCCUACGUCAGCAAGCCGGGCGGGGUGGGCAAGGUGACGCCAGCGUUCGUGCGGCAGGUGCUGAGGAAGAGCAAACACAAGGGUCCCUCUCAGGAGAAGCUCCAGCUGCUGGAGUUCGUGCUCAGCGACGCCUGCUACGGCGAUCUUAUCGGCCUGGAGCUGCUGCCGCUGCAGGCUGACACCUUCAUUGCUUUCUCAUCCUCCGUCAGCGAGAAGGAUGCAGUCUAUAUCGCCUCGGACGAGUACGCAAGGUGUCUGUACCCUGGCCUGGAGGGAAGGUUUGUGUUGGAGAGCAUCCACCCCCGGGUGAUGGACAGGCUCUGGGAAGCAGCCAGAAGCAGAGGGAGGCCGUGUACUCAGGUCCAAGUGCUUACGCCUGAACGAUCAGCACGACUCAUAAAAGAAAUCCUGACAACGGCCUGGCCCUCCAGAGACUUCUCUGUUCCUUGGACCCCUGGAAAUCAAGAGAAGAAACACCCAACGUGCGCCUGGCUUAAGAUGAUUUGGAAGCACCUUUACAUUAACUUUGCAGAUGACCUUAGUAUGUUUGAAGAUAUGCCUUUGAUCCCGAAUGUGCCACUUGACGAAAUGGGAGGUUCUUUAGAGCUGCUGCGUCUCAAAACUCCAUCUCCCAUAAUUCUCAUGAACGAGGAGGAGGGCCCUCUUCCUGAAUGCCUUCUUGAGGUCAUGAGAAAGACUGGCGGAGUCGUUUUGAAAAAACUGGAUCCGUGCCUACAGCAUCCACUGUUGAAAACCUACAUACAUCCUUCAUCUCCCAGCUCACUACUACAGAUCAUGGACAGGUCGUCUACCCAGAGAUUGACCAGUCAGGUGUCUUCCCUCACAGCGAAACAAAAGACAGCCUUGAGAAGUUUCUUAGCCGGACUGUCUGAGGUUACAGACAAAGAGAGGCGGAUUAUCCUGGAGCUGCCCAUCUUUGAGCGAGUCGGGAUGGCCAUGACCAAAAGCAGCCGCACGUUCACCUCCCUGAGAGGGGCCAGAGCGAUACACCACUCAGCCAAAUACCCCUCAGAUGUGAAGCUGUCAAUCAACGUGGUGGACAGCAGCGAUGAGGCUACCAUCCGCCUGGUGAAGAUGCUGAAUGUAGAACAGGUGACGAGCACUGAAUGCCUCAAGGUGAUCGUCCAGGACUUCGAGAAGGGAUUCUACACCAAAGAGGAAGUCAACAAAAUCAUGCAGUGGGCUCUGACUCACCUGUCUUUCCUGAAGAAUGAAAACAAAGCAGUGAUUGGCUGGCUGUCCUCCUUGAAGUUUAUCCAAACCACCCCGACAGCAAAACCCGUCGCAGCCCCAGAUCUCUUCGACCCCGAGCUCGAGAUUCUUCAGGAACUGUUCUACAUGGAGGAGAAGAGCAGGUUUCCCCCUAACACAUACACCUCAUCCCCCGAUAUCCUCCACUCCCUGAGGCAGCUGGGCCUGAAGAACGAAGUGCAGCUGACGGAGAAAGACGUUCUUCAGGUAGCUCAGAAAAUCGAGGAACUGCAGGGGAAGAGCAAACCCGAGUGGGAUCCCCUCCUGAGGAAAGCGACAACACUACUGACGAUACUGAACAAACAGACCAAACUCGUAAAGUCCUCGGAGGCUCAGGCAGCCCUCCAGAAACUGAAAUGGGUCCCCGUGUGUAAAGACAGACCUCUGAAUUACCCUAAAUCUCUCGCUUGGAGGGGAGAUGCCUGUAGCAUCGACUCCUUUUCAGAAAUGGCUGAUGUUUCUCAUGCUGUGCUCGUAGGAUCCUCUGUGGCUCUGGUGGAACGUACCUCCGCAGGCAUGAAGAAAGCAUUGAAGUUAUCCAUCGACCCCCAAGUUGAUCAAGUGCUUCAGCACUUAAAAGCUGUGAAUGACUGGCACAGAUCUCAGGAAUUCACAACAGACGACUGGUACCAGUUUCAGCAGAUUUUGUGUGAGAUUUAUGACUUUAUGCAAACACAUUUAGAGGAUGCAAGAGAAGCAAUGAAGUCACUGCCUUUUGAUUGGGUGUGGACAGGCAAAGCGUUCUCAUCCCCUGGUCAUACAGUGCUCAAGCCCCUCCGAGACCUUGACCUGCAGCCCUACCUAUACUCGUUGCCAAAAACCAUUGCAAAGUUUCACAAACUCUUCCAGUUCUGUGGCUCGGUAGAAGAAGUAGUCCCCAGUCAUGUGUUUGAAGUGGUGAGAACAAUCAGGGAGAGGUGUGAAGAGGACAUGACGAAGCACGACAGCAGACAUAACCUCCUUCUUAUGAUCAACAUACUGCGCUGGCUGUACAAUAGCCAAAUAUCAGUCGAUGCCGACAUGCACGUUCCCAUCUUAAACUACAAAGAGCCGAGCAAGCUGGUCAUGAAGCCUAUUCAUGAGUGCACCUACUGUGACAUUAAGGUCGAUGACUUGAAUGAUUUACUUGAGGACGGGUCGGAGCCCAUUAUCCUAGUGCAUGAUGAUAUCCCCAUGAAGACUGCUGAAUGGUUGAAAGUGCCAUGCCUGAGCACCCGAUUAAUAAACCCUGAAAAUCUUGGCUUUGAACAGUCUGGCCAAAGAGAGCCUCUCACGGUGAGAAUAAAGAACAUUCUAGAAGAGUAUCCUUCCGUUUCAGACAUUUUCAAGGAGCUUCUUCAGAAUGCCGACGAUGCAAACGCCACUGAGUGCAGCUUCCUGAUUGACAUGCGAAAGAAUCUGGACAUACGAGAGAACCUUCUAGACCCAGGCAUGAUCAUCUGCCAUGGCCCUGCACUGUGGUCGUUCAACAACUCUGUAUUCUCAGACACUGACUUCCUGAACAUCACCCGAUUGGGCGGGUCAAUGAAAAGGUGCGAGGCUGACAAGGUUGGCAAAUUCGGCCUUGGGUUCAACUCAGUGUAUCACGUGACCGACAUACCCAUUAUUCUGAGCAGAGAAUUCAUGAUCAUGUUCGACCCUAACAUCAACCACAUCAGCAAACACAUCCGAGACAAAUCAAACCCUGGAAUUAAAAUCAACUGGAGCAAACAGCAAAAACGGCUGAGGAAGUUCCCUAAUCAAUUCAAACCUUUCAUCAAUGUCUUCAACUGUCUGCUUCCACUUUCUGAAGAAUCUCCUUACAAAUACAAUGGCACCCUCUUCAGACUCCCUUUCAGGACAGAGCACGAAGCAUCCCAGAGUGAAAUCAGCGGGAUCUACUACAACACCACAGACAUAUACUCACUUGUCGAUGAGUUUAGCAUCUGUGGCCACCGGCUUAUCAUCUUCACGCAACAUGUUGGCACCAUGGUUCUUAAGUAUAUGAAGUCUGAGGAAUCAAAUCCUGCUGCAGCACAGGACGUGGUGACCAUCAACAAAAGCGUUUGGUCAUCUAAGGCAUCGUAUGGGCCACUGAGCAUUCUUAAGUCUGCAGCAAAGGUCAUGAAGAAGGUGGCAAGUACCAACAGGGUUCCUGCAGACGUCCCUAAGUCUGGCUGCAUCAUAAGGAUUGUGGUGGAGGAGUAUCAUAACGUGUUCAGGCGCAUCGUUGAUCUCCAUUCUCCUCUGUUCAGAGGCUCCGAGGAAGAUCCGUCCUCAUACUUUGAGCUGGCAGCCAAGGGCAUUCAAACCAGACGACUCACGGAUGAAAUGCCUCAGAAAGGGGUGGAGGUGUCGAGCUGGCUCAUCUGUUCUGGCAUGGAUGUCACCGAAGCCCUGAAGUUCUCCCUGAGUGAAAGUGGCAGGCGGCUCGGGCUAGUGCCUUGUGGGGGUGUGGCAGUGUUGCUCACAGAGGAAGAGAAUCGCAAAUGGACAGUUAAGACGAGCCCAGCGCAGAUCGGAGAGGUGUUCUGCUACUUACCUCUCCGCAUUAAAACUGGCCUCCCAGUACACAUCAAUGGAUGCUUUGCCGUCACAUCCAACCGGAAGGAGAUUUGGAAAACGGAUACCAAAGGGCAGUGGAACUCCAUCUUCAUGAGACAUGUGAUUGUCAAAGCAUACCUGGCAGCACUGAACAUGCUACGCAUCAUGGCUGAAAAUGGAGAGCUGCUCGAUUACAAUUACUACGCUACCUGGCCUGACCCUGGGGCUGUUCAUGAUGACUUCACACUGAUUAGCCAGGGGGUGUAUCAAGAAAUCGCAAAAGGGGACGACAGUGACAGUGCCAAAGUCUUCUCGGAUGGCAAAAUGUGGGUGUCGAUUAAGUACGUCAGGUUUCUUGAUGACACUUUACUCAGCAGGCCUGACAUCGGACCGGCUGCCUUCAAGAUAUUCCUGAAGUACCUGAAGAAGUGCGGCUCUCAAGACCUGUGUGCUGUGGAGUUGCCUGACUGGGUCAAAGAAGGCUUUGAGGAUGCUGGGUGCAAGGGGAAGCUGAUGGAGAACACCCUGACAGAGAAGCAGUUUUUCUCCGAUGUGUUUUUCCCCCACAUUGAAGACAUCGACCAAGAGCUCCGAGACCCUCUAAUGCAUUACGUCCUAAACGACAAACUGGAGGAGUUUUCAUCCCUACUCAGAGAGACGCCAUGCAUCCCAUGCUGUGGUCCGUUUCAGAAGCUGGUUUUGCCAUCUCGACUUAUUCAUCCAGAGGGUCGAGUAGCUAAGCUCUACGACGCACAUGAUGGACGCUUUCCAGAGGGAACAGCGAAGGACUACUUGAACCCUGUGUGCCUCGUGAAGCUGGUACAGCUUGGCAUGGUGAAGGAUGACCUGUCUUGGGAGGACAUAGUAGAGCGUGCCGACUCUGUUCUCGCUCUAAAUGAAAGUGAUCACUUAGCUGCCUGUCAAAGGAGUAGCAUCCUACUAAGCCUUGUCGACGAGAAGCUGAAAGCGAUAUAUUCACGAUCAAAGGAGCACCUGGAGAAGUUGAAAAACAUCAAGUUCCUCCCUUUCUUGACUAAACCGGCUGGGUUUUCUCUGCCUUGGCACGGGAAUAACUUUCCUCCGUCAACUAUGUUUGCUGCCACAGAGCUAUUCAUCACAGACCACCAAGACACUGUCUGCUUGAUGAAGCCAAUUCUGAAUGAGAACUCACCAUCAUUCAAAGGCUGUGGUCCGAUCACACUGGCAGUGAAAGACUCCCUUGGACUCAUUAAAAAGCCACCCAUUGAACUGGUCAUCAGUCAACUAAAAGAAUUGUCAAAGUCCUUUGAUGGGGUCACAUUGUACCAAGAGAACAUAACAAACGCCUGCUACAAGUAUCUACAUGAGGAGAUGAUGCAGGACAGCUCUGCAAAAGAAGAAAUCAUGAAGGAGUUGAAAACUUUCUGCUCGAUACUGGUGGAGAACACCUAUGUGGUUCCGUCAAAAGUAGCCUUCCAGCUGAACUUCGAUGCUGCGCCAUACCUUUAUCAGCUGCCCAACAAGUACAGAAACAGCUGCCGUGAGCUCUUUGAGAACGUUGGAGUGCAGCCGAGUUUUACUGUUGAAAACUUUUCAGCAGUCCUUCAGCUGAUAAAACAAGAGUGUGGGAGAGGACCUCUCACGGAAGAUAACUUUCAGCUCUCCAGAAGAAUCAUCAGUGAGGGUAUAUGGGGCUUGAUCAGAGACAAAAACCAAGAGUUCUGCCAAAGUACAUAUGGAGAGAUCCUUCUACCUGAUAGUCAUAUUACUCUUCAGCCAUCAAAGUCCCUGUGCUACAAUGACUGUCCCUGGAUUAAAGUUAGGGAUACGUCCGUGAAAUAUUGCCAUGGUGACAUUCCAAGAGAGGUGGCUGUGAAAUUAGGAGCUGUUCCAAAAAGACACAAAGCUUUGGAAAGAUAUGCGUCUAACAUUUGCUUUACUACCCUUGGAAGUGAGUUUGGACAGAAAGAGAAAUUGACGAGCAGAAUAAAAAGCAUUCUUAAUGCCUACCCAUCAGAGAAGGAGAUGUUGAAAGAGCUCUUACAGAAUGCAGACGAUGCCAAAGCAACACAGAUUUACUUUGUGUUUGAUCCGAGGACCCACCCGACUGACAGAAUAUUUGAUGACAAAUGGGUCCCAAUGCAAGGGCCCGCACUUUGCGUUUACAACAACCAGCCAUUUACUGAGGAUGAUGUCAGGGGAAUUCAAAAUCUGGGGAGAGGUACGAAGGAAGCCAAUCCUGGCAAAACUGGACAGUAUGGAAUUGGCUUUAACUCCGUCUAUCACAUCACAGACUGUCCCUCGUUCAUCUCAAACAAUGACAUUCUCUGCAUCUUUGAUCCCCAUGCCAGAUAUGCACCUGGAGCCACGUCUGUCAGUCCCGGAAGAAUGUUCCGAGAUUUAGACUCUGACUUCAGAUCUCAGUUCUCAGAUGUCCUGGAUCUGUACUUGGGAAAUCACUUUAAGAUGGAACGCUCCACUAUGUUCCGGUUCCCCAUCCGCUCGUCCGAGAUGGCAAGAAUCUCAGAGAUCAGCUCCGUGCCUGCCUCGGAUCGCAUGGUGCAGAAUCUCCUGGAAAAACUCAGGACCGACGGAGCAGAACUUCUCAUGUUUCUGAACCACAUGGAGAAGAUAUCCAUCUGUGAAAUAGAGAACGGCACAGGCGAGCUGAAAGUCCUGUACUCCGUGACAGCUAAAAUCACAGACGGCGAUCGACUGAAGCGAAAGCAGUUCCACGCUUCCGUGAUAGACAGCGUGACGAAGAAAAAGCAGCUAAGCCAAAUUCCUGUCCAGCAGAUAACGUACUCGAUGGACAUAGAGGACUCCGACGGGAACCUAACCACUUGGCUGAUCUGCAAUCGAUCUGGUUUCUCCAAUAUGGAGAUCGUCUCAAAAAGUGUAGUGUCAGCCCACAAAAACGAAGACAUAACUCUCUUUCCUCGUGGAGGCGUGGCAGCGUGCAUCAGCCAUAACUACAAGAAACCACACAGGGCCUUUUGUUUUCUUCCCCUCUCCCUGGAGACUGGCCUGCCGUUUCACGUCAAUGGCCACUUUGCACUGGACUCUGCCAGACGAAAUCUGUGGAGGGAUGACAAUGGCGUAGGGGUGAGGAGUGACUGGAACAACAACCUCAUGACAUCACUGAUAGCACCGGCUUAUGUAGAGCUGUUGAUUCAGCUAAAAAGGCGAUCCUUCCCUGGUCCUGAUCCAACUAUGACCAUUCUACAGAGCAUCCCGAUCCAUACUGUGAAAGACAUCCUGAGAAAGUUCCUGUUUUUCUUUCCUGUGAACAGGGUUGACAUCCAACCUGAUUGGUACUGCCUCGUAAAAGCGAUCUACAAUUGUAUUCAUGCAGAUCUGAAGAGACUGUUUCCUGUCGUCAGGGCACCCCACAUUGACAACGCAGACAUGCAUUCGGCAGUGUUCGUCUGCUGGGUCAACACGUCAACGUCAAGUAAGGGCAGAGCGUUCUUUGACAAUCUUCUUCAAGAUGAGUUGCAGCACCUCAAGAAUACAGAGUACAAUGUCAUGAGUCGUAAAAGUGUCGCAGACAAUAUCUACAGACUGAAGUCCAUGCUUUUGGACGUUGGCUUCAAUUUAGUCUACAGCUGUGAUGAAACGGCAAGCCUGUAUCUCUGCCUGGAGGAUGCUGGGAUUCCAGUGACCUACGUCACACCGGAGGAUGUUCGUAAUUUCCUGUUGACGUUCUCGUCCCCAGACACCUCUUGCCAGGUGGGAAAGCUCCCCUGUCGCUUACAGCAGUCCAACUUCAAGCUCUUUCACAGCCUAAAGCUCCUGGUGGAUUACUGCUUCAAAGACGUGGAGGAGAAUGACAUCAGCAUAGAGGGCCUUCCUCUGCUCAUCACAAUGGACAACAUACUUCAAGUGUUCGAUUCCAAACGACCAAAGUUUCUCACGCCACACCAUGAACUAAUCUCAUCCAGGAAGGAGCUGUUCAUGAACACACUGUACAUGAGAUAUAGUAACAUCCUGCACAAGGCGGGUGUAGCAAAGGCCUUUGAUAUCAACAGCUUCGCAGAGCUUCUAGGGUCUGUUCUUCCACGGGAAUACCGAACCAAGAUGGCUGUCCGAUGGAAAGAAAACUAUGCCAGUGAGUCAUGGUUGAAAAGUAUGUGGCACUUCAUCAGUGAACACACAACCCAGAGAGAGGAGCAGACAGACAUCAAGCCAAAAUUCGAGACAGUCUUGGACAUUCUCAAAGAGUGGGCCUUGUUACCAGGUAUUAAGUUCAUGGUAUCAAGCAGCAAGCUGGUUGUGCCUGAGCACGAUGUCUUGCUCCCCCUCAGUCUAAUCUAUGCAGCCAUCUUUCCCAAUGGUCAGAACGACAAAGUCUUUCACACACUAAUGAGAGCAGGAUGCAUUCAACUUGCUGUGAACAAGAUAUGCGCCAAGGAGAACCCAAUCUUGCCACUGUUGGCCCAACAUUGUGCAAACAUUGACAACCCUUGCAGCAUCCUGCAGGCCCUGGAAUACAUGAUCCAAACAUCAGCUUUCAAAACAAGCAGCCUAACUGACAAAGACUUUGAGUCACUUUUGCUGUACUUCAACUGUAACUUGACCAACCUCUCCCAAGAUGAUGUGCAAAAUCUAAAGUUACUGCCCUGCUACAAGGCAGUUAGUGGUCGAUACCUAAGCAUUGCAAACUUUGCGUCAUGCUAUGUUCUCACGACAACCAUUCCCUCUGCUGACAUGGAUAAAUGGGCCCACACCACAUCUUCUGUCUUCCUGGUUGACAACAUGCAGCUGAAAGAACUCUACAGUUUCCUUGGGUGCACCCCAAUUGAUGAUCUUGAGGUCUACCUUAAGCAUCUUCUUCCCAAGUUUGAGAUGUUAACCUAUGAUGCCAAAAUCCACCACCUUGUUUACUUGAAGGAAAUAUUGCUAGCCAUGGAGGAGCCAUCUACAAUCAAAGAUCAGCUGUAUGAAAAACUGGAGAGUCUGUCCUACAUAUAUGACACUACGAACAGACUGAAGCCUGCCAAAGCGUUCUCCGAUCAAACUGUGAAGGUCUUUGAAGUGAUGCUCCCUGCCAAAGCAUUCAUACCCAACGAUUUCUUCAAAAAGAUUGAGCAAGUGUCCAAGCCAAAAAAUGGGACCUCCUUUCUCACCUCCUGGAUCACAUUUCUGCGCAACAUAGGUCUGAAAUACAACGUGUCACAGGCACAGAUUCUCCAGUUCGCAAAGGAGGUCAGCAUCAAAGCCCCAUCUGAAAAUUGGACCAAGGAAAAGACACAGAGUAUUGUUGAUGUUCUCCUCAAUCAUAUUAUUAAUGAGAGAACCGACCUUUUUGAAGACACUUUUCUCAAGGAGCUCUCCAUGAUUCCAUUCCUAUGUCCAGAGCGCGCGCCUGCAGAACUUGUUCGAUUACACCCUCAGUUUCAAGAAAUGAACAACACCCUUCCUUUGAUUAGAUUCAAUGGGUCCCAAGUCAACCCUAAAUUUAAACAAACAGACAUCAUCCACCUCCUCUGGACGUCUUGUCCAAUUCUCCCCGAGAAAGCAACCCCAGCAAGUAUCAAGGACCAAGAGGGCAGCUCUCUGGCAGCUCAGGAACAGCUUGACCUCGUUCUAACAGCACUAAGUGUAAACUUUGAUCCUCCAUUGGAGAAAGUCAUAAGCAACUGCAAAAACAUAUGCAACAUUUCCAAUGUUGAUGAUGACACAGUGAAAACCAGAAAUAAAGUUCUGAGGUGCACCUAUGAAUUCCUGAACGCAGACAAGAGAGACUUUCGUUAUUUGCUAAGAGGAGUGAGUUUUGUCAUGGUUGAAGAAGGUUGGAAGCUUCUUAAACCAGAAGAAGUUGUCAUUAAUUUAGAAAAUGAGUCAGACUUCAAGCCAUACCUGUACAAACUCCCUCUUGAACUUGGCACCUUUCAUCAGCUUUUUAAAAUGUUGGGCACUGAGGAUGUUGUUUCAACUAAACAGUACAUUGAGGUCCUCUCUCGGAUAUACAGAAAUUCAGAGGGUAAGCGCCUUGACCCUAAUGAAAUGAGAACUGUGAAAAGGGCAGUGUCUGGGCUUUUCAAAAGUCUCCAGAAUGAUCCAGUUGAGAUUCGCAAAGACCUGGACAGCCUCAGAGACUUUACGUUUUACCUACCUAGUCACGACGGCCGCCUCACAAAAUCAAACACUUUGGUGUUCGAUGAUGCCCCGCACUACAAGAGCAGAAUCCAGGGUAAUGUUGGUGUUCAGAUGCUCGUUGAUUUGAGCCAGUGCUACCUGGGUAAAGAUCACGCCUUUCACACUAAGAUGAUCAUGCUGCUCCCACAAAAGCUGAGGCCCAGAUUACUGAGCAGCAUCUUGGAGGAGCAGUUAGACGAAGAGUCGCCCAAAAUGUGCCAGUUUGGUGCCCACUGCUCUCUCCAGGGACGUCUUCAGCUCCUCCUCUCGUCCGAGCAGUUCAUCACAGGACUGAUUAGAAUCAUGAAGCAUGAGAAUGACAACGCGUACAUGGUGAACGAGGAAAAAGCGAUCAGGCUCUGCAAAGCUUUGUGCGAGGGGUUGAAGGUGUCCUGCUUCGAGAAACUGCAGACGACUCUGCGAGUCAAAGGAAGCAGUCCCAUCCCGCACAGUCGCAGUGAAACUCUGGCCUUCCUGAAGAGGUACGGCACAGCUGUCAUUCACCUCUACAUACAACAUUCAGACAGCAAAGAUAUAAACUUUCUCCUGGCCCUGGCUAUGACACUCAAAUCUGCAACAGACAACUUGAUAUCAGACACCUCAUAUCUGAUCGCCAUGCUGGGAUGUAAUGACAUCUACAGAAUCACAGAGAAACUAGACAAUCUUGGUGUGAAGUAUGACUCGACUGAACCCUCGAAACUCGAGCUUCCACUUCCUGGGACACCGAUACCAGCUGAGAUACAUCACAUCCUUCUUAUGGACCCGUUGAAUGUGUUUUAUCCAGGGGAGUAUGUGGGGUACCUUGUAGACUCAGAGGGAGGAGAUAUUUUUGGUUCUUACCAACCAACGUACACAUAUGCAAUUUUAGUUCAAGAGGUAGAGAGAGAAGAGGAUGACAAUCCCAGUUUCCUUGGAAAAUACUUUCAAAUCGACAUCGGCUACAGCGAGUACAAAAUAGUCAGUUCCCUUGACCUGUACAAAUUCUCCAGACAGGACGAAAACACACAUAUCAGAGACGGAGCCCCUUCUACGCCCGGCAGUCCCUCGGAGUCUGCCUCUCACGGACCACGGAUGGUGCCUCCCAUGUUCCCAGGGAAGGAGAAUCACAGAGCUCCUCCUUCAAAAGCAUCUCCCAAAAAGAUCAAACCCAACACUCUACCAGAAAUCCUGAAAGAGGUGACCUCGGUGGUCGAGCAAGCAUGGAAGCUUUCAGAGACUGAGAGGAAGAAGAUCAUCCGACGGCUGUACCUCAAGUGGCACCCGGACAAAAACGCUGAGAAUUUGGACAUCGCCACAGAGGUCUUCAAGCACCUGCAGAACGAAAUCAACAGGCUGGAGAAACAGAGCCAGGCUGACCUCGCUGCGGAGCGGGCCUGUCGUAGACCCUUCUCCACGUCAUCCACUCGCUUCCAAUCGGAGAAGUUUUCAUUUCAAAGAUUCUACACAUCGUGGAACCAGGAAGCCGGAAGCCAUAAGUCAGAGCGGCAGCAGUUUCGGGAGAACUUCACGAGCUACACAGGCUCUACGCACUCCAACCGCUUCUUUGUGCCUCCAACCUUCAAGUCAGUUGGCAACCCUGUGGAAGCUCGCCGGUGGCUCAGGCAGGCGAGAGCCAACUUCUCAGCAGCGAGAAACGACCUACAUAAGAACGCCAAUGAGUGGGUGUGCUUUAAGUGCUACCUGGCUACGAAGUUAGCGUUGAUAGCGGCUGAUUAUUCUGUGCGAGGGAAGUCCGACAAAGACGUGAAACCCACCGCUCUGGCCCAAAAAGUGGAAGAGUACAACACCCAGUUAUCAGGACUGGCUAAAGACGUAAACAUCCUGGAGGGUUACGGAGUGGACAGUCUGAGAACACGCUAUCCCGACCUUCUGCCGUUCCCACAGAUCCCAAACGACAGAUACACUUCUGAGGUGGCGAUGCGGGUGAUGGAAUGUACCGCUCGAAUCAUCAUCAAACUCGAGGCAUUCGUGCAGCAGAAAUUGUAACGCACCUGAAGAUUUUUUAGAGUACAGUUGGGUCGUUUGACCCAUCAGAGCAAAAUGCAAGUAAAAGAAAUGCAUAGAUCUUCAAACUGAAAUAAAGGUUAGCUGUGUGCUGUACGCUGGUAGGUUACACAUGACUAUUCUUAAGUAAAAACAUGUAUCCUUCUGGCAGCUUAGAUGCACAGUUCCAGUCGUGGUACUGUGCUCUCAUGCUUGUUGUAAAUAUCCACGGCUCCAUAUAUAUAAAAAGUGUCUGUUAAGAGACUGGAACUGAUGCAAGGUUGCUUUAACCAUUUGCAAAAAUGAACAAUCUUUCAAAAACUGCAAAUCUGUCUGCAAAAAAGUGUCUGCAAAUCUGCAGUGUACAUACAAUACAAGGCCCAGCAAUACUUAUUGUAUUUUUUUUAACCAGUCCUGUGUUCAGUUGCUGUCAGGAAAAAGAAAAGAAAACAAAGAUGAUGACAAAAUGCUGCUUUUUUACUUUUACCUUUUUGAAAAGUGUAUAUUUUCCUGCCAUAGAUUGUCAAACGAAUAUUUGACGUUUUUAUUCAGCAUGUAUUUGCACCGUUUUAAGGAGCGCUUGUGUGACUGCAUAUGCCUGUGAGGUUCAGGGCCCAUGUGUGGAACAGCUGUUCAUCGCAAUACUUCCCUUCAACCACAGAGUGAACGCGUAACAUACACAUGUAGUCGCUCAUUAAAGGUGCAGCGUAGAGUACUUAGGGGGAUCUAUUAGCAGAUAUGGAAUGUAGUAUUCAUAAUUAUGUUUUCAGCAGUGUAUAAUCACUUGUUGUGUUUCCAUUAACUUAAAAUGAGCUCUUCAUAUUUACAUAGGGAGUGGGUCCUCUUCCAUGGAGGCCGCCAUUUUGCGCCUCCGCAUUUCUACAGUACCAAAACACUGGCCUGUUGCGUGUUUGGUGCAGGUGAUGGCCACUAUAAGUUGUUGUACACGCUUGUAAAGAGAAGGGUUUUUUUGUUGGUUGCAAUUCAGCAACCUCACCACUAGAUACCACUAAAUCCUACCCACUGUACCCUUAAUUCAGACAGGUUGUUAGUUUCAGAUUAUCCUCAUGGGGAGUUAGACUGUGAACUGCACUGAAGAAUGUCAUUUCUUGCUUGUCGAUCUGCUGUAUAUGUUUGGGGGAUGUGUCGAUACUGUUUGUCAUUGUGUGAACACAAAUGCCUGUCUGUCUGCCUGUCUGUUUUUGUCUCUAUUGACCUGUUAGGCAACAAGAAUGUUAUGGAAUGUUUGGAGUAUAGUCUUAGACACUGUUGUACACACUCCCCAGUCAUAACACACACGAGCCCAUCUCUGAGAGAUAUUGAUUUCAUUACCCGUAGACUCAGAAGUCUGAAUGGGUCGAAUGGUAAAUGAAACCUUGAUUGUUCCCAAUGUCGAGAAAUCUCUCAUACUUAGAUGAUAAUUUACUGUGUGUACAGUCUGUUCUCUGAUGCAAAUGUAAAAAUCAAUAUGAUUUUUUGUUGUUGUUGUUGUUGUUCUUGUAUUUAUGAUCUUUUAAGAUUAUACUGUCUUUACUUAGCAGGGGUGAACUACAGGUGACAUUCUUAUGUGGUGCUCUAUAUGUCCUUCAUGGUCUCCUCCUUAUUCAUGUACAAUUACUGGGAAUUCAACUAGGCCAACACUUGGUACAGAUUCUUUAUUGUUUUUUAUUGUUUAUGUGUUUAUGUAAACAUUUGAUUUGAGUCUUUGUCUUUGUUUUCUUAAUUUCAAACCUGUAAACUGUCUCAUUUACAGCGCCAGACAAUUUUGAGAAAUGCAACUCUGGGACGUGCGUUCUGCAUUGUAUAUCAUGUGUUGAAGUACACAGUGCCAUACUGGUAAUAAACCCCCGAGUACCCAA